ACAAGCCUUCAUAACCCAAACCCAUCUCCCUAUUCAUCUUCUACAACGCAAUCUAAGCCUUCAUUAUGGUGGCAGAUUCCUUAGCACUCGUACCUUCAUUAUGGUAGCACGAGUAGCGGCUUCAGUAGCUUAUCCUGGAUACCUCCAGCAGUGGAGGAGGCAAAGCUCCAGUGGUAGCAUCAGUACCGGCCGGCAUAGCUUUUUUCUUAAAAUAAAGAAGGGACUGGUACUGAGCUAGUAGAUACGAUUGAGUCAGUUGUUGAUCCAGAAGCGGUAGAAGUGGUACUGAGCUAGUAUACCUUCCAUAUCAAGAGCUAGAGAACUGCAUGGGAUUAUUGAGGAACUCCGCCCCUUUUCACUGGGCUCUCGUGCCUUUUUUUAAGCAAUGGCGGAUCAUGCAUGUUCUGCUUGAGUAUCCAGAGACCAUGGAGAAAUGAUAUUUUGAAAACCUUGCAGCCAGCGAGAUGAGCACCCUGGUUGUUUUCAUCUUUAAAUGCCGGAAUACACGAUAAAAUCUUAAUUGAUGUUACAUACUUAAAUGUCAUUAUUCUAAAUCAGAACAUUAAUUAAAUAUUAUAUACCAUGUUAAUUCACAAUUUCUUUUUUUUUAAUAUGCUAAUUGCUCCAUUUAUCCUAAAAUAUUUCUCUUUCUUCUUCCUUGCUCCUUUUAGCUGUCUGCUGCUGCUUCUUCCCGUGAUCUUGUCGGUCCCUAACCAAAAAAACCUUUUGCUUGUGAUUUCAAUUCAAUUCAGUUUAUAUAUAUUAGUACUAGUUCAAGGAAGACCUGUAUCCCUUGUGCCAAGAAAAAAAAAACAAAAAAAAAAACAUAAUCAUAAAAGAAAAGGAAAGAUAUUUGAUUGCUUGCCACCUGUUUGUUAAUUUGUUUGGUUAGAAAACCAGCAACAUCGUCGCCCAAAAUAAGAACCUCAAGAAAACGGAGGUCAACGAUGUCUGUGCUAUAAUAAGUAUGGGCGGUGUCUGCUAAUUAUUCCUAAUCCCUUGUAUUUACUUACCGGUUGGAUUUCUCAGUCAUUGCAUGGAUUCGAUUUUCGCUCCUAAAUCAUCGUCUAUUUCCUCAUUAUCAUCGUCAGCUCUCCUUUCACGGUUUCUCGAAGCUUCGAGUUCUAGGAAAUUCUCUUCACUUACUUUCAUUGGUUCCCGUCCCUUUCGACCCUCAUCAUAUUCAACAACAUUCGCCAUGGCAUCCAAUGAUGUCUCCAAGCCCAAGAUAAUCACUGGUGAUUUUGGUUACGUUCUUGAAGACGUUCCUCAUUUCACCGAUUACAUUCCCGAUCUUUCUACUUAUUCCAAUCCUCUACAGGACAAUCCUGCUUUCUGUGUUGUCAAGCAAUAUUUCGUCCAUGUGGAUGAUUCUGUUCCACAAAAGAUUGUGGUUCACAAGGAUAGUCCCAGAGGGAUACAUUUCCGUCGCGCCGGACCCCGUCAAAAGGUCUAUUUUGAUUCCGAUGAAGUUCAUGCUUGCAUCGUCACAUGUGGGGGUCUGUGCCCAGGACUCAACACUGUAAUUAGAGAAAUAGUGUACAGCUUGUACCAUAUGUAUGGUGUGACAACAGUGCUGGGCAUAGAUGGUGGAUACAGGGGUUUCUAUGCUCGAAACACAAUUGCUCUGACGCCUAAGGUCGUGAAUGACAUUCAUAAACGUGGUGGAACCAUCCUUGGGACAUCACGAGGUGGCCAUGAUACUUCAAAAAUUGUUGACAGCAUUCAGGAUCGGGGCAUCAAUCAGGUUUAUAUUAUCGGAGGAGAUGGAACUCAGAAAGGGGCAUCGGUGAUAUUUGAGGAAAUUAGAAGGCGAGGUCUCAAAGUCGUAGUUGCUGGAAUUCCCAAAACCAUUGAUAACGACAUUCCGGUCAUUGACAAGUCCUUCGGCUUUGACACUGCUGUUGAGGAGGCCCAGCGUGCUAUUAAUGCAGCACAUGUCGAGGCUGAAAGUGUAGAGAAUGGUAUUGGUCUUGUGAAGUUGAUGGGCCGCUACAGUGGGUUUAUUGCAAUGUAUGCUACUCUUGCUAGCCGAGAUGUGGAUUGUUGCCUGAUUCCAGAGUCUCCUUUUUAUCUAGACGGGAAAGGUGGGCUUUUUGAAUACAUAGAGAAACAACUGAAAGAAAAUGGGCACAUGGUUAUUGUGAUAGCCGAAGGUGCCGGACAGGAGCUGCUUUCUGAAAGCAUGCAAUCAAGGAACCAACAAGAUGCUUCAGGAAACAAGCUUCUUCAAGAUGUUGGGUUGUGGAUUUCACAGGGAAUCAAGGACUAUUUUUCAAGGCAGAAGACGAUGGCUAUAAACCUUAAAUAUAUAGAUCCUACAUAUAUGAUCCGUGCCGUACCUAGCAAUGCAUCUGACAAUGUGUACUCCACACUUCUGGCUCAAAGUGCUGUGCAUGGAGCAAUGGCUGGUUAUACAGGCUUUACUAGUGGUCUCGUUAAUGGAAGGCAAACAUACAUACCCUUCUAUCGAAUCAUUGAAAAACAGAACAAGGUGGUUAUAACAGAUAGGAUGUGGGCUAGGCUCUUAUCGUCAACAAAUCAGCCAAGCUUUAUGAGUGAUAAAGAUGUCAUUGAAGACAAAACGGAGUGUAUCUCUGGAGAAAAGAAAGAGGAAGACCCAGCAACCCAGUUUUUGGAUAAUGGGAAUCGUGCUGAUGGAGUUCUGGAGAAUAAAGAGGGGGAUGCUAUUGCGCAAGAGAAACGCCGAAAACAGAGUGUGACUCAAAGAUGGUUCAACCACACUGUAUGCUGCUACAAUCCGAACAAAGUUCAUGACUAUUAGCAUUCUAGAAACAACAAUGCUAUGCGUGCGUGGGUUGCAGAAAAUCAAAAUCAAACCCUUAGCUGGUUUCCUAUACUCUGAGUCUUCUUCCUUGUUCCUUUACAAGUAUCAAAUGGUUUGUAAAACGAAGUAACUAUUACCCUGUAUAUAGCAUCAUUUGACAUUGAAUUCUAAGUCUGGAAAAGAUUAUUAAAAACACAUGGUGCCUUUCUUUAAAACCAGAGGCAAUGGUUUUCAAAACGCCUUUUCUUUUCUUCUUU
Molecule: messenger RNA, 3045 nt
Organism: Populus trichocarpa (black cottonwood)
Lineage: Eukaryota; Viridiplantae; Streptophyta; Magnoliopsida; Malpighiales; Salicaceae
Product: ATP-dependent 6-phosphofructokinase 3
Exons: 14
Coding region: 1037-2785 (582 amino acids)
Biological process (GO): fructose 6-phosphate metabolic process; glycolytic process
Cellular component (GO): cytoplasm
Molecular function (GO): 6-phosphofructokinase activity; ATP binding
Source: RefSeq, a predicted model, not a curated record